Molecule: messenger RNA, 3471 nt
Organism: Girardinichthys multiradiatus
Lineage: Eukaryota; Metazoa; Chordata; Actinopteri; Cyprinodontiformes; Goodeidae
Product: GTPase HRas
Exons: 6
Coding region: 339-908 (189 amino acids)
Biological process (GO): Ras protein signal transduction
Cellular component (GO): plasma membrane
Molecular function (GO): GDP binding; GTPase activity; GTP binding
Source: RefSeq, a predicted model, not a curated record
UGUUUGAUAGAGCUGGGCGUGGGCUGUGUACUCAUCUCCGCUGCUCCGCUCUCUCUGUGGAAGCACAUUGUUCUACGCGGGCUCAUCUUAGUGAGAACCAGUGAUUCUUUUUGCUGCCUGUUAGUUACUGAAAAAUAAUCAAACGAAGUGGGAAAUAAGGGGUAUUGAUACCCUGAAGAGACGCUGAGACAGACCUCAGGAACAUUUUGUUUCUUCAUCUGACUGUGGCAUCGGAAUUGAAUGAUUUCCUUCUUCCUCUGCGAAGGACGGAACGUUGCAUUUGUCGGUAAUUAGACCUCUGCUCGUUCAGUGUCGUGUUGUGUACGGCAGCAGCAAAGAUGACGGAGUAUAAGCUGGUGGUGGUGGGAGCUGGAGGUGUGGGCAAGAGCGCACUCACCAUCCAACUCAUCCAGAACCACUUUGUGGAUGAAUAUGACCCUACUAUAGAGGAUUCAUACCGGAAACAAGUGGUGAUUGAUGGGGAGACUUGCUUGCUGGACAUCCUGGACACUGCAGGUCAGGAGGAGUACAGCGCCAUGAGGGAUCAGUACAUGAGAACAGGAGAGGGCUUCCUCUGCGUUUUUGCGAUCAACAACACCAAGUCUUUUGAGGACAUUCACCAGUACAGAGAACAGAUCAAGCGUGUGAAGGACUCUGAUGAUGUACCCAUGGUGCUUGUGGGAAACAAAUGUGACCUCCCAGCACGCACAGUAGACACAAGGCAAGCCCAGGAGCUUGCUCGCUCCUACAGCAUCCCUUACAUUGAGACUUCAGCUAAAACACGACAAGGAGUGGAGGAUGCCUUCUACACACUGGUGAGGGAAAUAAGACAGCACAAGCUCAGGAAGCUGAACCCGCCUGAUGAGAGCGGUCCGGACUGUAUGAGCUGCAGAUGUGUGGUAUCGUGAUGCAGCUCUCCAUUAGAUGUUGCGGAGAAAUGCUACAGCGCGAAGUGGCAGCAUGAAAUCGAAAACCGAUGGAUAAAACAACUUAAAGAUGACACAUGAACUUUUUCUAAAGGACGAUGACUGAAAUGAAAGCUCCUGAGGAAACCAACAUGGCUGACUGAACCAUAGACUCUUAUGGAAAAGAGGAUUUUCGGACGGUUGCCUGAGUGGCUAGCUGAACUGGAUUGGUCCCGUCUCCUAAUUUCUUUCCCUUUUUUUUUUGGUCUGCAUCGACCUGUGAGCGACACCACUAACGACUUGGAACAGGCUGGGUUGUUUCACUUGCUAACUUAUUGUUUUCAGUCUCAACACUGGUUGCGAAGAGAGGGUGUUUUCUACGCCCUCCCUGUGGCCUUGAAGCCUAACCCCCUCUCCCUACAGAGCCUCUGGAAGUACUGGCUGACUUUCAUUUGGAAAGAUAACUGGAAAGAACGUUUACUUUUUAUUGUCACACUGCAUAAAUAAUGAACCUCCACCUUCUCACUUUACCUGUGCUGGGUUUCCUUAAGCAGGUCCUGUUGUACUGUUCUAUAGGGAAAAAAGCAUUUUUCUUACUAAUUAGCAUAAACUGUAAAGGAAAAGUGAGGAUUUUAUUGUGAUUUUUGAUUUAAAAGCCACUGAAAGAGGGCUUAUUUACAGCACCUGUUUUGAUGUUUUUCUUGUCCCCUCUUUGAAAUGGUAGAAGGUUCUUCUGGAAUAUUGAAAGAAGAUUACUGAAAUGGGUUAAUUUCAAGGAUGCAGCUGCAUUCACUAUUCACAAAUGUCUCAUUGUGAAAUGUUUUUGCUAAAUAGUAAUUGUGACGGCUAGUUUACGUACGUUCUGGUGCAAUAGGACUCCACCCUCCAAACUACUACAAGUGUUGGAAAUAAACCUUCUUUAACUACUUCUCUGUUUGGGUUUGGUUUCACAAGGAAAGUUGCGGUGCUUUAAAACAUGCAAGUUAAUUUUUUCACCUUUCAUUUCAGCAACCGUAGUGUUUACAGAUGUUACUUAUGGAUUAUUCCUGUUUUUAGACUGCAAGAUUAGCUUCUUAAAUCAAAAAGGCUCAGGAACCAAGGUCCAGGAAGGGUUCAUCUAACUUUUACUGGCAGCCAAAGUAAGGUGUGUCAGACGUUGGUGUUGCAGACUGCUGUAGCGCACAAGUUCUGCCUCGGAGUCGGACAUGUUUUUGUUUUUUUUUUACCACAAACACACGUUCUAUCCUCAAGUUUUCCUCCUUCUCUGCCACCUACAGCUCUUAAAGGAGCAACUUCAAGUCAGGUGUGUAUUGUAUGAAACCAUAUUUACUGUACAUGUGUCUAAUGUGUGCAACAGGUGAUGGAUGGUGAGUUAUAGGAGUGUGUUGCUCUGAUUUUUUUUAUUUUUCUUAAUGCUUCCGUAACCAAUUCAUUUGAUGCCUAAAUGAGACUGAUGUUUUUAUUUUGCUUUAUCUUUUAUCUAGUCUUUACCUCACAUUUAGCAGUAAGCUCUACCAGAGGUGAUUAACAGUGAUGUGUGCUGUUUGUUUGAUCUGAAAAUAUAUGAUUGUGUUUUCAGAAAAAUCACACAAAACACUACAGAUUUUUAUUUUGUGAUCUUCUAUAAUAGCAUCUUUCUGGAUUGGAUAUUUGCUGGUUAAAAUAUAGGACAUAAAUGUUAAACGUUAGUCCAGUAUAAAACAUGUUGCCAAAAUCAGAGUAAAAUGGAACAAGUGAAAAAUAUCACAUUCAACCGAAAUUUACUGCAUUUUUUUAAUCAUAUUCAGUAAUGUCUUAAACACUAGCACGUUCUGAAAUUUGCUUCAAUUGAGAAUUUUGGGCAUAUUUUCAGGUUUCAGUGAAAGAUUUCAAAUGUUACUUGGCUGCAUUUUUAUCAUGUCUGGCCUUAACUGAUUGUUGUACAGUCAAAACCAGAAAUAUUGACCAGUCUGGUUAUCAUGUGGAUUCUGGUGGUCAGUUUGUUUUUAAUUACUUGUUCAUUUCUCAUCCAGAGAAAGGACACAAACUGUGAAUGUGUUUAGGUCUUUUAGAUUUAGUUUGAAGGACACCUUGUGUUAAGAUUAUGGAAAUGAUGUAGGGGAUCAUCAUUGACCCCACUUUGGGCUGUGUUGUUUUAUUAGGGGGUAAAAACUGGAGUUUGUAACAUGUAGUUACAUUUGUGGUGAAAACCCUCUCCUCCCUAUUAGUAAUUCGUGAUAUAAACAUAGAAUCAUGCAAAUCUAUGCACACAAACCCCCAUAACAAACCUAUAAAAAAAUAGCAGCAUGUUGUUGCAAUACUCGGCCAGCAAAUCACCUACAUCAACCGGACUCUAAUAAACCUUGGCGAGCAUGACAGACUGGACCGUUGAGAUGGGAUGGGUGGUGGUUUGCACCAAGAUGUAAUGAGCUCAAAGGCUUGUUUCUCCCCUGGCAAACCGUGGAAUAGAGGCGUGAAAGAAUUUUGUGAAAAUGUCCCCUGUGUAGCUAUUUAAAAUGUAUUUACUCUUUAAGAAAUGUGGCAAAUGUAUUGCAGGACAAGAAUAAAGAUGUCAAGAUGAAUCUGA